Solanum tuberosum (potato) is the source of this 3674-nucleotide messenger RNA. Its product is annotated as putative pentatricopeptide repeat-containing protein At1g19290. NCBI's taxonomy places the organism in Eukaryota, Viridiplantae, Streptophyta, Magnoliopsida, Solanales, Solanaceae. The record is from RefSeq and is a predicted model, not a curated record. Gene Ontology annotation, molecular function: protein binding. The coding region runs from base 141 to 2672 and encodes 843 amino acids. The transcript is spliced from 6 exons.
CAAACAUCAUUCUAUAUCGAGUCAAGCACUAUCUUUAGAUUACAAGUAGCAGAAGUAAAUGUCUGAAAAUUGCCGCUGACAAAUUGGUUUCUAUAUAAAACACUAAAAAAAAACAAUAGCUGUCGACGGCGCCGGCGGCCAUGGCGGCGACGGUGAAAGUAGCAAAACCAAUUUUCUAUACUUGCCAUCUCCAACUCCGGUAUGCCACCCACUCUACGGCGACUAAUCGACCACACGAACUCGCCGAUAAAAUAUGCCGUCUUUUGAUUCUUCAGCGUUAUACAGCAGUUGACAGUCUCAAAUUCGAUUUCUCCAACAAUCUUGUCGACUCUGUUCUUGUAAAACUCAAACUUCAUCCUAAUGCUUCAUUGCAUUUCUUCAAAUUAGCUUCAGGGCGACAAUUUUUUAGACCCCAUGUAGUAUCUUACUGCAGAAUAGUUCAUAUACUAUCCAGAGGGAGAAUGUUCGAUGAAGCUAGGUUUUAUUUAUCGGAGCUUCUAGAACUUUCUAGAAAUAAGAAAUCUGUGUCGUUUGUUUGGGACGAAUUAAUGACAGUAUAUAGAGAGUUCAAGUUUUCUCCUACAGUUUUUGAUAUGGUUUUGAAAAUCUAUGCGAAAAAGGGGUUGGUCAAGAAUGCAUUGUACGUGUUUGAUAAUAUGCCUAAGUGCGGCCGUGUGCCUAGUCUGGGUUCUUGUAAUAGUUUGUUGAAUAGUUUGGUGAAAAAAGGUGAUUUUUUUACUGUGUUUUCUGUAUAUGAUCAGAUGAUAAAGAUGGGGUUCUCUCCUGAUAUAUAUACUUGUACCAUAAUGGUUAAUGCGUAUUGUAAGGAUGGGAAGGUUGAUAAAGCUGAAAUUUUUGUUGAAGAAAUUGAGAAGAUGGAUUUGGAGUUGAGUAUUGCUACUUAUCAUAGUUUGAUUAAUGGGUAUGUGGAGAGAAAGGAUCUUAAGGGUGUCGAAAGAGUGUUGAGGGUGAUAGAUGAAAGAGGAAUUUCAAGAAAUAUAGUUACAUUCACGUUAUUGAUUAAGGGUUAUUGCAGGCUGUGUAAGAUGGAGGAAGCAGAGAAAGUGUUCAGAGAAAUGAAGGAGGUGGAUGAGCAGGUGUAUGGUGUGUUAAUUGAGGGGUUUUGUCAGAUGGGGAAAAUGGAUGAUGCGCUUAGGAUUCGGGAUGAGUUGCUGAGAUCAGGGUUUAACAUGAAUCUGUUUAUCUGUAAUUCCUUGAUAAAUGGGUACUGCAAAGCUGGUAAAAUAAGCAAUGCCGAACAGAUUGUUAGGAGCAUGAUCGACUGGAAUCUUAAACCUGAUUCUUAUAGUUAUCAUACCCUUUUAGAUGGUUAUUGUAGGGAAGGACUGAUGCAAAAUGCAUUCAACCUUUGUGAUGAGAUGAUUCAGAGUGGUAUCGAUCCAACAGUUGUCACUUACAACACUCUGCUAAAAGGAUUAAGUCGGGAAGGGGCCAUUGCUGAUGCUUUGCAUCUUUGGAAUUUGAUGCUUAAAAGAGGUAUAAUUCCUGAUGCAGUUGGAUAUAGUACUCUCUUAGAUGUAUUUCUUAACAUGGGAGAAUUUGAAAAGGCUUUGGUCUUGUGGAAACAUAUUCUAGCAAGAGGGCACCACACCAAAAGCAGGAUUCUUCUAAAUACAAUGCUCAAAGGAUUCUGUAAGAUGGGGAAAAUGGUUGAAGCCGAGCUCCUUUUUCACAAAAUGGAGGAGUUUGGCUGUUCUCCGGAUGGAGUAACUUAUAGGACCCUAAGUGAUGGGUAUUGUAAAGCAGGAGAGAUUGAAAAAGCUUUAAAAUUAAAGGGUGUCAUGGAACUGCAGAAUAUUCCUGCUUCGGUUGAAAAUUUUAAUUCACUUAUUAGUGGACUUAUAAAGGCUGGAAUGUUUAGCAAAGUCAAAGAUCUUCUUAAUGAAAUGCAUGAUAGGGAAUUAACCCCUAACAUUGUUACAUAUGGAGCCCUUAUUGCUGGUUGGUUUAAAGAAGGAUUGCCUGAGAAAGUUUAUAAAGCAUAUUUUGAUAUGAGAGAGAACGGAUUGAAUCCAAAUGUCAUAAUUGUUAGCUCUAUUGUUAAUGGAUUAUACAAACUUGGUAGAACUGAUGAUGCUAAUAUGCUCCUGCUGAAAAUACUGGAUGUAAAGUUGUAUCCUGACCUGAAACAUAUUUACGGUUUCUCAAACGUUAAGACAGGGCUGCCUGCUACACAGAAAAUUGCAGAUUCCCUUGAUGGAAAUGCAACAAAAUGUGUUGUCCCCAAUAAUGUCCUGUAUAAUAUUGUUGUGGCAGGGUUAUGCAAAUUGGGGAAGAUCGAUGAUGCAAGAGAUGUUGUAAACCACUUCUCACUAAAAGGUUUUACUCCUGAUGAGUUUACCUACUGCACCUUGGUCCAUGGCAUGUCGUCGGUUGGUAAAGUUAAUGAAGCUUUCAAUUUGCGUGAUGAGAUGCUAAUAAAGGAUCUUGUUCCAAAUAUUGCAGUAUACAAUGCUCUAAUAAAUGGCCUUUGUAAAGCAGGGAACAUUGAACGAGCAUUUAGUCUUUUCAAUAAGCUUCAUUCGAAAGGGUUAUCUCCCAAUGUUAUAACUUUUAACACUCUGAUAGAUGGAUGCUAUAAGAUUGGUAAAACUAGUGAAGCUGUGCAACUGCUGAAGAGAAUGACAGAAGAAGAAAACCUUCCGUCAUAACUUAUUCAAAUCUGAUUCCAACAAAUGCAGCUGGACUUAUUGAAUACAGUGCACAUCCAUUUUGGUCCCAGAAGUAUUGUCCUUUUCAUGAUGGAACACCCGGUUACUGUAGCUGUGAGAGAAUGGAGGUUCCUGACUGGGUCAAUCCUUGCGCAUGAGAUGAUGCAUGCAUGGCUUCGACUAAGAGGUUAUCGAACACUUAGCCAAGACGUUGAAGAAGGCAUUUGCCAGUACUAGCAUAUAUGUGAUUUGAAACCCAAAUUGAAUCCAUUUCAAGCAGCAAUGGUGCUUCAAUCUCAUUAGGCGUGUCAUCAUCAUCAAAGCAGGGGAUUAGAUCUCCUUUCGAGAGGAAAGUCGAGGAUUUCUUUAAACACCAGAAUGAAUCAGACACCUCGCCAAUUUAUGGAAACGGAUUCAGAGCUGGUAACCAGGCGUGCUUAAAUAUGGACUAGAAAGGAUGUUGGAUCAUACUCGGAUGACAGGAACCUUUCCAAAUUGAGCACAAGCAGGUUUAAUAUGCAUCUAGUAAAGCAAACGAUUCACAGAGCUUCAAGGCUGUUAAACCAGGAUAAUACAAAACUUAAAACUGAUAACAAGGUGACGGUGAAGUGCAGAAGGAGCAGUUUUCCAAGGUUUCUGGAUCUCUUUCACGCUUAUAUGUAAGCAGGCGCAGUACACCAAUUUCAUCGGUGUUAUAAAGCUCUACGAGAAGAGAGGGUCGGGCUUAUGCCCUGCCCCAUAUAUGAUAAUCUUCAUAGUGUAAGUAGAUGUAACUUUGCCAUCAAUGAACAUGAAGUUGCAAUCUUCAGUUGACUUUCAUUUCUCAUAGUAUGUUCUUGUAAGUUCAAUAAGCAUAUGACAUUCUAUAUAACAUCAAUUCCACACUGGAUUCAGGGGAAGUGAAGUAACAAAAAAGAUCAUUGGACAAUUUUGGUACUCCAUUGUCAUGUUAUUUUAUACUAUGUUACCCUUUGAAUAAUGAGUGUUUGGGUUACACUUUUA